This is a messenger RNA of Ustilaginoidea virens, 567 nucleotides long. RefSeq lists its product as uncharacterized. NCBI's taxonomy places the organism in Eukaryota, Fungi, Ascomycota, Sordariomycetes, Hypocreales, Clavicipitaceae. The record is from RefSeq and is a predicted model, not a curated record. Bases 1 to 567 code for a protein of 188 amino acids. The transcript is spliced from 5 exons.
AUGCAGAUCAAUGUCGAAUCAAACAUCAAACAGACGGGGGAGGGAGCAGCGUUCGCCUGUCGUCGUCACGUCAAGUUUGGCCUCAUUCACGUACCUGCAACAAAACCAAUCCGAUGGGGUCCACCAGUGCUCACCAACAAGGGAAGGGUCCUGUGGCCCCGACUCCCACUGACAAGCGCCCGUCACCGACUCGCGUUCCGAUCGCCUGGAGCAGGGAGUCUCGAAGGGAGGGUCCUCCUCCCUCAGGCACCAUUCAUUAGUGGUGGGUGGCUGUCAAAAGCAAUCCAAUCCAUGGCCCCAUCACACACAUCAUGCACGUAUGCAGAGAUGAUCCCUCGGCCUCCCCCGAGAAUUGGUUUUAUCCUCGUCGACAAGUUCAGAAUGGUGCACAACAACCCAACGAAUGCCCGUUUGAACGACCUUCAUCUCUGCAGCAUGGGGCCCGUUGCAUAUACAUCACAAGCACUUGUAUAUAAUAUUGCCCCUAUAGUAGUAGCGGCAGUGGCGAAGCAGAGUACAAAUAAAAGGCGCCUCCUUGUCGAUGCCAUGCUCCCCAAACCAUGCUGA